GAGAAAAGCAAGUUGAUCAGUUUGGUGGUCCAACCUUAAUUACAGCUCAGGACGAUUAAGAAGACGAGCGGCUCUCUCUCCUUAAACCCUUCUCUGUCUCUGUCUGCGAAGUGCAAAUUCCUCUCUCAACGUUCAGUAGGCGCAGGAUAAGGAACCUUUCGCCCCAUAUGCGCAUCUAAUCCCUCACCUUUUUCCACCACCUAUGGGCUCCACUUCCACCCUCUCUCUCUACUCUCGCCCACAGGUUUCAUUCCGGCCACAGAUGUUCAGGCAGCGCCUUCAACCCCGUUUUGUGACCGGUUUCGGCUCUGGCUAUCACCAACUGCUGUUUCCGGAUGCAACUGUUUCUGUUUCGCUUGUAAGCAGAAGAAAAUGCUUUAGGUUCGGACGCUUGGUUGUCAGGGCCGCUUCUAGGCCUGAUGGAGCUUCGCGGCGCAAGACGACUGGUCGGAGAGUUUACAGUGAAGCUCAGGGCGAGUUAAUACCUGCUCCGUUGAAGCAGGUUGCGUCGUUUGUUGCGCCGGUUGGUCUGUUUUUUGCGGUUACUUUCGUUUUAUGGAAAUUGGUGGAGAAACUACUGAUUCCAAACCCAGCAAAUUCAGCAAAGGCUUCAUCUGUAGAAGAAAAAUCUCCCCCACAAGGAUUGAAUUGGUCAUUUGCAGCCGGUACAAAUCUUUUACCAGGUCUCAAGGCUAAGAUUGAUAGAGAGUCCAAGCAGAAGCUCGAUGAAUUUGCUAAAGAACUGAGGACGUUCAGCAGUGUUGACAUGUCAGGGCGCAACUUUGGAGAUGAAGGACUAUUUUUUCUUUCUGAGAGUUUAGGAUACAAUCAGACUGUUGAGGAAGUAAGUUUUGCUUCAAAUGGAAUAACUGCAGCUGGAAUCAAAGCUUUUGAUGGUGUUCUUCAAUCAAACAUUGUAUUAAAGACUCUCGAUCUUUCUGGGAACCCUAUUGGAGAUGAAGGAAUUAAGUCCCUAUGUGAAAUGCUGGUGGACAAUGCUAGCAUUCAAAAACUUCUGCUGAACAGUACUGACUUGGGUGAUGAGGGUGCAAAGGCUAUUGCAGAGUUAUUGAAGAAAAAUUCAAGCUUACGUGUUCUUGAGCUUAACAACAAUAUUAUCGACUAUUCUGGAUUCACUAGUCUUGCCGGAGCACUUCUUGAGAAUAGCACGAUACGAAAUCUACAUCUCAACGGCAAUUAUGGUGGUGCUCUAGGGGCUAGUGCUUUUGCAAAGGGAUUGGAGGGGAACAAGUCUCUAAGGGAACUUCACUUGCAUGGAAAUUUUAUUGGAGAUGAAGGAGUACUUGCUUUGACGUCAGGUUUAUCUUUGCAUAAAGGGAAGCUUACACUUCUAGACAUUGGUAACAACUCAAUUAGUGAGAGAGGUGCCUUUUAUGUUGCCGAAUAUAUAAAGAAGAGCAAGAGCCUGUUAUGGUUGAACGUUUACAUGAACGACAUAGGGGAUGAGGGAGCGGAAAGAAUUGCAGAUGCUUUGAAGCAGAACCGAACGAUAACAACCAUAGACCUGGGUGGGAAUAACAUCCAUGCCAAGGGCGUCAGUGAGAUAGCUCGAGUGUUGAAAGAUAAUUCUGUUAUUACAACUUUGGAACUUAGUUAUAAUCCUAUUGGACCAGAUGGAGCAAAGGCUUUAUCUGAAGUUCUCAAGUUUCAUGGAAAUGUAAACACUCUCAAGCUUGGUUGGUGCCAGAUAGGGGCAAAGGGUGCUGAGUUUAUUGCAGAUACUUUGAAAUAUAAUACUACCAUAUCCGUUCUUGACUUGCGGGCAAAUGGGCUUAAAGAUGAGGGUGCGGUUUGCCUAGCUCGCAGCUUGAAAGUAGUUAAUGAAGCUUUAACUUCGCUAGAUUUAGGAUUCAAUGAAAUAAGGGAUGAUGGUGCUUUCGCCAUUGCUCAAGCACUAAAGACUAAUGAAGAUGUGACAGUCACAUCUUUGAACCUUGCCAAUAACUUCCUGACAAAGUUUGGACAGAGUGCUCUGACGGAUGCUAGAGAUCACGUUUACGAGAUGAGUGAGAAGGAAGUCGACAUUUUUUUCUAGAUAGAAGAGCAAUACUAUGCGAAUAAUAUGUCGGAACAAGACAAUUUUUUGUUUUUUCUUUCCUGGCGGGUAUUGGUUCUGAUUCUUAAGCUUUUAGUUAAAAAAUGCAUUUAGUGAGGAAAAUUUGAAAAUUUUGACGGUGAUUGAGUUGCAGGUCUCAUCAGCGAUAUUGCUUUAUAAUUUAUAUAAAUUGUUAUUCAGGUUCUCAGUUUUGUUAUAUGAAAUUCUACUACAGUUUUCAAGUAA
Carya illinoinensis is the source of this 2302-nucleotide messenger RNA. Its product is annotated as NLR family CARD domain-containing protein 3. NCBI's taxonomy places the organism in Eukaryota, Viridiplantae, Streptophyta, Magnoliopsida, Fagales, Juglandaceae. Gene Ontology annotation, biological process: nucleocytoplasmic transport; activation of GTPase activity. Gene Ontology annotation, cellular component: nucleus; perinuclear region of cytoplasm; cytosol. The transcript is spliced from 18 exons. The coding region runs from base 203 to 2056 and encodes 617 amino acids. Gene Ontology annotation, molecular function: GTPase activator activity; small GTPase binding. The record is from RefSeq and is a predicted model, not a curated record.